Messenger RNA from Caenorhabditis sp. 36 PRJEB53466, 1820 nucleotides. NCBI's taxonomy places the organism in Eukaryota, Metazoa, Nematoda, Chromadorea, Rhabditida, Rhabditidae. The record is from the annotation of a GenBank genome assembly.
AUGGGGAUGAGGAGUGAGCGAGAGAGAAGGAAAGGGCAAGGCGCCCUCGUGCUCCGCGCAAUGAAUGCACUAAUGUCUUUUCGUCUGGCGGGACGACGCCAGCACAGCUCCGCCCUCUUUUCCAGAGGAGACCGCCCAUUUCAGAGAUCAUUGUGAAUUAAGAGAGUGGAGAGAGGAUACUGUAUAAACAAAUUGCAGGAGAGUGCAACGACUGCGAUCGAAGGCUCGAGUUCAAAGGACGAAUGGGAAGUGAAAAAAGAAGUGGAAGAGGUGGAAGAAGACGAAGUGAAAAUGAUGGGAGAAAUGGAUGUGGGUUUGAAGGGAGAAGAGAUGAAUAGGAUAGGAAAUGAUUGCAGACCGAACUGAUGGUGUGCACAGCUCGUCAGUACGAAAGGUACCUUCUGCUGAAACUUCUGGAACAGAAGAAGCCGAGUGUCAUUGUUCUGUACACAAUGUCAUUGCAGACUCUCAGGCAAAUUGAAGUGAGAAUGGUCCAAAGACAAGAGAAAAAGAUGACUUUAUUUUUUAGAUUUAUCGGUCAACUCAUCCUCGGAGACAUCUGCAGGUAUACUGGCUGCAAUACACAGAAUCGACGGAGGAAAGCCGAUACUUGGAGUCCAUCAAUCGAGAAACUUUGGCUUUUGAAAUGCUGAUUAGAGAGCAAGGAGUGAGCAGAAGGAAAUUAUCCAAAAAUUCAUUCCAAAAUGUUUAGACCCUCAUGAUUGCUCGGGAAUUCAACGUGGAUAGAGAAGAAGCGCCUCGUCUGAAAACUUCGACGAGAGACGGAGGCGGGCUCGUCCGACGAAACAUCGAUCCCAGAGAUAUGGAAGAACCUGGGGAAACCGAUAGACCGAAGGUACAUUUUCUUUCUUCUUUCCGCAGUUUGUUCCUUUUCAGAUCAUUGUCGACAUGCGUGAGUUCAACAGCGAACUGCCGACCGUUCUCUAUACAAAGGGCUACGAUGUGGUGGCGACGACAAUUGAGGUCAGUUUUUCAGCCGACACCCCCUAGACACAAUUGGUUUUUAAUUAAAAAGUUUCUAGAUCGGUGAUUACAUUCUCUCGCCAGACAUUGCAAUCGAAAGAAAGGCAUUGGACGAUCUGACGCAAUCAUUGCAAACAGGAAGGGUUUUCAAACAGAUUGAGCAGGUAACCGAACCGUCGAACAGGCAGAAGGGAAAUGAGGAAUUCAGAUGCUCGAGCACUACGAUUGCACUGUCCUGCUCAUCGAAUCGAAUAGAAAGUUCGAGACGAAAAUCGUGAAUGGCGGACCGUUCCAGGGAGAGCUCAGUCGGCACUGUCGAGAUAUCCGCGCUCUUUUCUGCUCGUUGAUCCGCACGAAUCAAAAAAUGCGAUGUGCGUGGACAAUGUCUCCUUCCAAUUCUGCAGAGUUCUUCUCUGAACUAAAGGUUUUACCAAUAACACUUGAUCUUUCCAAGUUCCAGUUUUCAGCUAAAUGCACCUGAACCCGACGUGGAUCGUGCCAUUUCCCUGAAAGCUGAUCAAGUUGAGUCGUCCAGCCAAGAAGCGACGGAAUCUUCCACCAGCCAGCCGAAAAAAGGGAAGAAAUGGAAGCCGAAUCCGACCGUCGUGCGAACUCUCACCCAAAACUUCGGAUUGAAAGUGUCAGAGGCUCACAAUCUGCUGGAGAAUUCCAAAGUUUGUUAGAUAACUUUUUUCCAAUACCCUAAUUCUUUCAAGAUCAAAACACUGGCGGAUCUGUUCAAGCCAGCCGUCACGGCUUCUUUCCUCUCUCAAUAUAUGCCGGCAUCCACGGCGGAAUUCAUCAAAGAAGUGUCAGAAUUUAACUUUAAAAAAUAA